ACAUAGCGCUUUGCGUCACUUCCGGCCCUCCCUCUUGGCUUCCAUCUUGCUCCCCGCGUGUGUGCGCGCCCUGUCUCGCGGCUCCCUUGGAGGCCUUUUAAUCAGCUCUGCAUCACUUUCACAACCGCCUGCUGCGCGCAGAAGAUGAAAGAAUCAAUCAUGAAUCAAGAAAAAUUAGCCAAAUUGCAAGCUCAAGUGCGCAUUGGUGGAAAGGGAACAGCCCGCAGAAAGAAGAAGGUUGUCCACAGAACGGCUACUGCAGAUGAUAAAAAAUUACAGUUUUCCCUGAAGAAACUUGGAGUCAAUAAUAUAUCUGGUAUUGAAGAGGUAAAUAUGUUUACAAACCAAGGGACAGUUAUCCAUUUCAACAACCCAAAAGUCCAGGCUUCCUUGGCAGCAAAUACUUUCACCAUUACAGGCCAUGCUGAGACCAAGCAACUCACAGAUAUGUUACCAAGUAUCCUAAACCAGCUGGGAGCAGACAGUCUAACUAGCUUAAGGAGACUUGCUGAGGCUUUGCCUAAACAAUCGGUCGAUGGGAAAGCACCACUUGCUACCGGGGAGGAAGAGGAUGAUGAAGUUCCAGAUCUUGUUGAAAACUUCGACGAGGCUUCAAAGAAUGAGUCUAUCUGAAUAGCAGAUCGCCGAAGAAUCAGAGCCUGAAAAGACAAAUUAAGCUGCUAUUUUCUAUUGUGAUGGCAUACGUUUUUUGUUUGUUUUUCUUCAACCUGAGAUUAAAUCCUUUCAAUAUUGCAGCACCUCAGUUACUGCUUCUAAGCAGAUAAAGUUAAGUCCUGGAAAUAAACUUUGAUAUAAUAUAAAAACUUUAAUUGCCUAUCGUUGUUUCAAUAUGGUUUACAAGCUACUUACAAACAAGUGAAACCAAUAAAUAUUUAACAUUGUAUAUGGUGGCUAUACAUGUUUAAUGCUGAGUCUAUUAAAGGAAAACUUCUUUGAACAUGA
Molecule: messenger RNA, 963 nt
Organism: Bombina bombina (fire-bellied toad)
Lineage: Eukaryota; Metazoa; Chordata; Amphibia; Anura; Bombinatoridae
Gene: BTF3
Product: basic transcription factor 3
Exons: 6
Coding region: 145-633 (162 amino acids)
Cellular component (GO): nascent polypeptide-associated complex; cytosol
Source: RefSeq, a predicted model, not a curated record